UUUGUAUAUCAUAGAUGUAGAUUAAUGAAACACGUCGAGUCAAAAUGGUGGUAGUUGUGAGAGGCCAAUUGAAAGUUCGGCGGUAUUUUUCAACGGUCAUUAAAAAUUGUUUUAUCAAAAACGUGACGUUCAAAUCACGGUUUUGAUACGUCCAACAUGAUAAUAAAUUGCAUUAUUUAUUUUACAUAUAAUACUACUAGUUAACGGGAUCAUAAAUCUAACCUCAUAAUCAGGGCAAUUUGUAUUUUGAAAACAUUUGAAAAGAAUGCAAGAAGAAUUAUUCGUUUAUUCUAUGAAGUCAUCGAAUAUUAAAUAUUACAACGUUCCUAUUUACUAAAGCUAUUAAUUCAAAGAAAUAAUAAUUAAUAAUAAAAAAUUUCUAAAUUUUAAGAAACUAAUAUCUUUACGAAAUUCAUUAUACGUAAUAUUAUAAACUGGAUAGUUUUACCGAAAAAAUAUAAAAGUCAAAAUGAUUUCCCAAAUGUCACAUAUUAUGACUCUUGCAAACAGUAUCAUUGGAGUAAGCGUUCUUGCAAUGCCAUUUUGUUUUAAGCAAUGUGGCAUUGUUUUAGCUAUUGUAGUUUUGAUAUUGAGUAGUAUUCUGUCUAGACUUGCUUGUCACUUUCUUAUCAAAUCAGCUGUGAUGUCUAGACGACGAAAUUUUGAACUUCUGGCUUUUCAUGCAUUUGGUCAUAUGGGCAAGUUUUUGGUGGAAUUAUUUAUUAUUGGAUUUCUUGUGGGAACAUGUAUCGCUUUCUUUGUUGUUAUGGGUGAUUUAGGACCACAAAUUGUAAAAAAAGUAAUAGAUAAAAAUCCAGAGGAUAUUAGGACUAGCUUACUUGUAACGACAAGCAUUUUCAUAGUUUUACCAUUGGGAUUACUUAGAAAUAUUGACAGUUUGUCUACUCUUUGUACUGCUACAAUUAUUUUCUAUCUUUGUCUUGUAUUAAAGAUAAUAAUAGAAUCUAUGCAACACAUUUUUGCUGGAGAUUGGUAUGAACAUGUAUAUUAUUGGAGACCAUCUGGGAUACUUCAAUGCAUACCUAUCUUUUCUAUGGCUUUAUUCUGUCAAACUCAACUGUUUGAAAUCUAUGAAACUAUACCAAAUGUGUCUUUAGAGAAAAUGAACAAAGUUGUACAUUGUGCAUUAAAUAUAUGUACUAUUGUAUAUCUUUGUGUUGGGUUUUUUGGAUAUAUUGCAUUUUGUACUCAGCCAUUUACAGGUAAUAUAUUAAUGAGCUUUGAACCCAGUUUAUCAUCUGAAAUGAUCAAGAUGGGAUUUGUAUUUUCCAUUGCAUUUAGUUUUCCUCUAGUCAUAUUUCCAUGUCGCGCAAGUCUAAACUCUCUCUUGUUUCGUAGGGUAUAUGCUCAUGAACCCUCCAUAAAUUAUUUACCAGAAAUAAGAUUUAGAUGUCUUACCAUCAUAAUUGUAGCUGUUUCUCUGAUAACUGGCAUUCUAAUACCAAAUAUUGAAUUUGUCCUUGGUUUGGUAGGAUCUACUAUUGGUGUAAUGAUUUGCUUGAUAUUUCCAGCAAUAUUUUUUAUAUCUAUCAGUACCAAACACACUAAUGAAAGAUUAUUAGCUCAAGUAAUCUUAUUUAUUGGUAUUUGUAUUAUGAUUCUGAGUACAUAUGCAAAUUUGUAUGCUCUAGAAGAAUCUACUAAUAUAAAGAUACUGACAUCGACAAACAAGCCUUCUAAUCAAAUAAAUAGUCUAUCAUCAAACUUGGAUAAAAAUAUUAACGCAAUAGCAAAUGUUCCUAAUAAUCCUGAAUAUUUUUCAAAUAUUAAGGAGAAAAUGAGUCAAUUAUCAGGCUUAAAUGUUCUUGAGAAUUCUUUAAAAUUGGAAGCAAAUAAUGUACGACAAGAACCGCCAAUACCAGUUGAACGUAUAGUAGUUACAGAAAAACCAAUGGUAGAAACACAGAAGCCUGUUGAUGAUAUAUUAGUUACUCCAGUCAUUAAAAAAAUGGUAGAAGAAGAAACGAUGGAUGCAAAUCUCCAUGAAAAAUCACAAGAUUUAAUAAAAAAUGAUAUAAUAGCAACAGAAACAACCAAUAAAAAUAAAGAAAAAAAUAAUCUUAUAAAAAAGAAAGAAAAAUAUAAUUUUAUAAAUUCUGAUUCAAUUAAAAAAGAAGAAUCAGAAUUAGCUGCUUCGUUAGUUAAAUCAGAGGCUGCAAGUAUUUUGGUUGCAGAGAGACACGAAAAACUUAGAAAAACUUUAGAAAAACAUAAACAAGAACAAUUGCAAAUGAUGAGGGAACAAAAAGAAAUAUUAAAAGAUUUGGAAGAACAAAAACAAAAAAUCAGAAGACAAAAGCAGAAAGUAAUAGAAGAUACAAAAGAGUAUGAAAAAAGCAAAAGUAAAUUAAAAGUUCUGAAUGAAACAUCUGCUACACAAGUAAAGAUGAAUUUUACAAUAAAUAGUACUAAGAAAAAUGAAUCUCCAAAAAACCAAAAAGAAAAUAUUAAUAAUAAAAUUUUUAAUUUAACUUUUUUUAAUAAUGAAAACAUAAAUAAGAAGCAAAAUAUUCAUUUGAAUACCGAUCAAAUGCUACUUGAUCACAAAUUGAAUAAUGAAAAACAUAAAGACCUAGGAAUGAAGCCUAAUAAUUCAGGAGAAUUACUUAAAGGACCUAUCUUGAAUGCUCUAACAAAACGAGUGUUAGAAAGAUCUAUUUCCACUAGUGAUUUGAAAUUAAACAAUACUGAAACUAAUUUUAGAGAUAAUUUUACCAAUAUAAUUUCUGAUUUUCAAGGAAAAUUUACUUCAAAAUUGCAAAAAUUACAGCAUGAAUAUUCCUUACCAAUUGCAUUAAAAAUGCGAAAUCAAACAAAUGUAGAAAAUCUGUUAGUAGAACAUAAAUCCGAAGAAAACGAUCAAGUUAUUCAUAGAGAUAUUUUAGAGAAUCAUGAACGUGAAAAACGAGAAAUUAUUAUGAAAGUAGAAAAAAUUAAUGCCAAAGUUACAAGUGAUAUCUCAAAUAAAUCUGAAUAUCUAAUAAAAAAUUUCACCACUAAAGAUAAUCAUGAAAAAUGUUUCAAACAAAACAAAAAAAUAGAGGAAAAUUUGGAAAAUAGAUUAAAGGACAAAACAAGUCAAAAUUCAUCCAAAAGUUACAAAGUUGAAACAUCAUUGAUUAAAACUAAUGUAUAUUUGUCGGAACAAGGAUUUGGAAAUACAGUUUCAAUGGAUUCGAAUAUUCCUUUAAGAGGAGAAUAUAUUAAACUGAAACAGAGAGAGUUAAAAUUUGUGAAUAUUGAUGAAGAUUAUAAUAUCUAAACUUUUGGAGACCUGAUUAGAUGUAAUUUGUAUAUAUCAAAAUAUGUACCAAAAUCUAAUUUUUUCAAUGCCAAUUAGCAAUUACUAUAAUCUUAUUUUGUUAUUGUUCCAUUUUAUUAUAUUCAUAAAUUGUAUUCAUAAACAAAUAAGAUUGCUGUUAUUUAUAUUAAAUAGUCAUAUUACAUAUUAAUGUACAUAUCAUUAUUCUUCUAUGUAAUCAGUAAAUAAUUGAAAUUAUAAAUAUAUUUUUACAUUGAAU
Messenger RNA from Frieseomelitta varia, 3542 nucleotides. Its product is annotated as putative sodium-coupled neutral amino acid transporter 10. The record is from RefSeq and is a predicted model, not a curated record. The transcript has 6 exons. Lineage: Eukaryota; Metazoa; Arthropoda; Insecta; Hymenoptera; Apidae. Gene Ontology annotation, molecular function: amino acid transmembrane transporter activity. Gene Ontology annotation, biological process: amino acid transmembrane transport. Bases 470 to 3283 code for a protein of 937 amino acids.